AUGAGCGUAGCGCCCAACCGUAGCGUCACCGUAGCGGGCGGGCGGAGCGAACGCUCAGUCCGCGACCGGCAUCCGAUGCGUGCGCGCAUGAAAGCUAAGAGGCCGGUGGGCACAAUGAGAGCGCCGCUGAAUUGGCACAAAUGGCUAGUGUUGUCGCUGCUCGGAUUGGCUUUGUCCGCUUGGCCAAUUGGCUGCGAUUAUAGUUCCAUCACCGAGAAAUUUGGAGCGGAAGCCGUUGCUCGAUGCAAUGAGAAAUGCCCGUUCCAGAAUCGCACCGCAGACGGCCAUUUCGACGUGAACUGCGGCUCUGACUGCAGUGUGCAGCAAUGUACAUUGGGAUGCAGCUUAUGGCAGCAAGGACUGAAGAACUCUUGCCAGACUAUCUGCAAUGUAACAUCGGAAACUGUAUUUUCCCGGGAACUGUAUUGUGUGAUGGGAUGUAAUGAGGCUCUCAAUACCUACUUCCAAAAAAUAAGAGAGUUGAUUGGAAUACCUACCGCGCCAGCGCUCGUCGCGGACAGUCUGACUGCAACAUCACUUUCACUGGUUUGGGAGGCGCCCUAUCUUGGUAUCCUGAGCUACCUGGUGCAAUGGCGAUACGAAGAAUUGCCUGGCAGCUGGCAAUACUAUUCAAACACAAGCCACUUCGACCGCUCUAUUAUACACGUUGACAAUCUACGUCCAUACACAAAAUACCGAUUCCGAGUGGCGAUCUUCUUAUCCGGUCGAGUCGGGGCCGGCGAGCCGGUAUAUUCGGCCCCCUCGGUGGUCAUAUCGACGUUGGAGAGCGGCAAGCCUAGUUCCGCGCCCGCGGCUUUGCGCGCCGCGGCGCCCGAUCCCAGCAGGGUGGCCAUCUCCUGGGAGCCGGGGCCUUUUCCCAACGGCCCGCUGAUAUCGUACGUGCUGCGGCUCGCCGACACGCAGCCCAACACUAACGAUGCUUUGGAGGAUAUGCCAGCUUCGAACAACACCCUGUUCUAUAUGUUCCAAAAUCUGGCGCCAGCUCGAGAGUAUGAGGUGUCGGUUGCAAUGCGCAACUCUGUAGGUGAAGGGCCGAGAGCUUACGUCAGGAUCUCUACGCCGCCCCUGCCCAAAUCCGUUUCCAAUCAGCAGCCCAUUUUAAUUCUGGGCGGUGAGCACAAUAUACUAGCGGCCCCCGCCAACGAUAUUCUUUCUGACCCAAUAGAGUUGUACAGUACGGAGCAAAUUAUAACAGGUGUCGGAUUGGACAUGUCUAGUGAUUCAUUGUUUGUGUCCGUAUCAAGCGGUUACGUGUACCGAAGUUCUUUGUCAAAGAAGAGCAUUCCCCAAGCGAUCCUUUCGCCUGAGCAUACACUGUACAAACCUCUAGACCUCUCGGUGGAUUGGCUGAACCGACAUCUGUAUGUACUGGGUGAAGUUUUCUACGACAGAGCACAAUCCAGCCGGUCGAACACCUCGUUGUAUUCAAAUUGGGAGAUAAUCCGUUGCGAUUUCGAUGGGAAGAAUCAAAUAGUCGCCCUGUCAGGGUUCAAUUCUCGACCCAUACAUUUCGAGGUUGAUGCUUAUAACGGUUAUUUGUUCUGGGCGUUGCGUGGCGUGGAGCGUGGUGGACUGUACCGGUUGGACUUGGCCAACAUCUCGAACGGCGUUCGCCACGACUCGCCUCCCGAACUGAUUGUGAGAGACGCCCACCUGGGAGCUUUUACAGUGGACCACGCUGACUUCCGACUGCUCGUAGCGCACCUGAGAAGGAACACGGUCCUAGCCGUUUCAUUGGACGGGCGGGAAGUAACAGACUUCAGGACGAACACCCAAACACCGAUGUUCUCGUCAGUGAGGUCGAUCGCUUACGCCGGCGGUCUGUUCUAUUGGACGAACGGCAGGGAAAUGUUGAUCGAGGAGUACCACGCAAAGAGCGACAGCUACUUCCACAACGAGUACCCGUUGGCGUACAACACCAAGUUGAUAGCGACCAGCCACGUGUUGGUGGCGUUGAGGAGUUGUCAGCCGAUACCGGUCCCGGUGAAUCCGCCAUUGGGCGUGCAAAGUGUGAUGGGAAUAAGCCGCGCCAAGGUGUCCUGGUCCCCACCGCACCUAUUGGGCCACCAGGGUAGCGGAGCGUGGCAGCAGUGGACUUUCCACCUUCAGCUGACGCAUAUGGAUAGUGGGCAUACGAUUGAUGUAAAGAACAUUAAUGAAUCAAUGUUCGUGGUACAAAAUUUAGAGCAAGAUGCUGAGUACGUAAUCAAAGUUGCAGCUCGAACUGAAUCGGGAUCAGGUCCCUGGUCUUCCGAGUUUGUCGGCAAAACUUUAGCGUCGACGCCCACAACGUUACAUAGCACGCUACUGUGGUCCGGUCCGGAUGGGUUAUUGCAGACAGAUUUGACCGGUGAAAACUUACAAACUAUCAUUCACAGGUCGCACAUGAAGAACUUCUACAUCACCGACAUCUCUUGGUAUCGUGACAAGCUGUAUUUGGUGACGAACGCCUCCACAGUGAUAUGGUACAACACGACGUCGUACGAGAAAGGUAUCAUGCCGAAUAUGGAAAACGUGGGCAGUUUAGCCGUGGAUUGGGUGGGAAAGAAGAUAUACUGGUCCAAUCCCAAACAGCAAUUGAUAACACGUGGAAAUUUCGAUGGUGGGAAUCGUGAACCGGUCCCAAUAGUCACAGUGGCGAAGGAGAUAACGAUAGAUUCAUUGGGCGCAUACAUUUACUGGAACACUGGCCACGCCGUUGAAGCGGCAAGACUGAAUGGCGAGAACAAAAUUAUCUACUACCCCGCACAGUUGUUCAGCGGGAAACAAGUGAUGGGCCUAACGACGGAUUUGGAAAAGAAAUGGUUAUACUGGUUGGUCAGAAGUUACGACGGCUCGGAGCUACAUAGGGCGCCGACGGCCGAUAAAAUAUCAACUGGUAUUACUGAGGUAUCGGGUUCGUUAGUGACGCGUCUGGAUGGUACUGCAACGCUUGGGCCCCUCUGCUACUUCAGCGGGCGGCUGGUGUGGGUGCAAGAUGCUUCCCGGGCGGUCGUCUCCGACUUAGCUGGCAAAUAUACGGCGGAGCUGGUGCCGAGGGUGCACGUCAUCGCUGUCAGGGAUCCAUUGCUGCACGCCGACAGUGAAUCUGUAAUAGCCAUCCCGGAGAUGAUCAAUGCGUCUUCGAUUGCGGUCGUGGGCACGUGGGAGCAUUUCAACGUGACUUGGGCGCCAGCUCAACGCGUCAACGUGAAAAACGGCCGUGUCUAUUAUGACGUCAGUUUGCAGUUCGAUGGACAGUUUAAGGUUGAGAGGACGGUGGACGUUCCGUGGGUGGAGGUGAGCGAACGCUCCCCGAUGCCGUACAGCAGUAUGGAGGUGACGGUGCGUGCGCACACGCACUGGGGCGGGGGGGCGGCGGCACGGACUCGCAUCCACUCGCCCCAAGCGGCACCCGCCGCGCCCCGCGCACCAGCCCUCUACGUUCAACGCGCGCACAGCGGUGGGCCAUUGGCUGCGGUGUUCCGAUGGAAAGCUCCUUCGCUUGCGAACGGAGUCAUCCGCGGUUACGAAGCUCAGUGUUGGUCACUGCCCGUCUCCUCCCCCACAACCGUCCCGGCUGCCAAGCCGUCGGCCUGUCCGAACGCAAUGUUGUCCCCGCUCCACACCCAACUCAUGUUAAGAGACCUUAUGCCGGACUCCACAUACUAUUUCCGGGUUAGAGCUUACACUGACGCCGGUUUCGGGCCUUACUCAACGGUAGUUUCGUCCCCGUCGGAUGAAAUAAACCCCAUACCGAAAGUAAUGCUCUCGUCACAAGAAUCGAUAAGAAUCUUCGACUUGGACUCCGGCGAGAGUGAAAUUAUACCGAAGAGCACCGGCAAGCCCGUUGACUUCGUAGUAUCGACGGAGGAGAAUAUUGUGUACUGGGUGAACAAUUUAGAAGAGAUAUUCUCUUCCAGAAUCAACGGUAGCGGUCACUACAAGCUGACUUCCAUCAAUGGAACAGCGACAAGUAUUUGCGUGGAUUGGAUAAGUCGUUCCGUGUACUGGACGCAACACGAACUCACCGCCACCGAAUCCUACGUCACUUACCGCGCGAAUCUGGGGAUACCCAACACGAGGCCGAAGAUCUCAAGAGUUUUUGCGAGAAAGCAACCCACAUAUAGUCUACAGGUGGCACCAUUGCAUAGGUCAUUAUAUUGGUACGAGGAGAGUAACCACCAAGGAUUGGGCACACUCAUGACAUCAGAGGUCAAUGGGUCAAACAUCCGAACAUUCUUUUCCAAUCACGAGGAAAAUCCCAAAUCACACAGCGACUGCAACUGCCCAGAGAACCCUCAAGUGGCGAGAACCUUCAUUCUAGAUAUGACUCGAGACAACAUCGAAUUGUAUUGGGUCGACCCUUGGGUGCAUCAGAUCGUCGCGGCAGACAUUGAGGGGUGCAAGUGCAGAGUCGUUGUGGACGCAGCGAAGAAGAAAUACGGCUUCAAUCCCAUGUCCGUAACCGUAGACAGCAAAUACGUGUACUGGUUCAAUUCAACAGAGAAAUCGAUAUAUUACACUAACAAGGUCAAGAGGAGCGAUAUCCAACACGCGAAAGCCGCGUACGGCUACAAAAUUGUGACGUUGGAUCCGGCCAACCAGCCGUAUCCGCCGCGGCAGUGCUUGUAUCCGAAAGCGGGGAACCUCCAUCCAAAAGUGAUAAGCAACUCGGCCAACAGCAUCACUUUGCAAAUGCCCAAAGUCGGCAAGCCCGCCUACUGCCACGACAUCCAUUACGAAAUGACGGCAACGGAGUAUACAGUUUACUAUCGCUUGCAAACCUCAAACGACACGACCGCCUGUGACAAAGAAACGUGCCCAUAUAAGACCACUACUGACGCGGAGCUAGUUCUAAACGAACUGAGACCGUUCACAAAUUACUCCGUUUUGCUGGAAGCGACUAAUUACUACGCGAAACUUUACGGGGUCAAACCCAUUGUGGGAUCCUCCUUAAUUUUACAAACGGCCGCGGAAGCACCAACGCCACCCAAGGACGUCACCGGAAUAGUCCUUAGUCCCGUGCUAGCACGCGUCGAUUGGACGCCUGUUCCCGGUUUGUCUUACGUGCUGCAUUGGCGAACGGACGAUUCUUCCUCUAUACCGCACAAGUUGAAAGAGCACAACAUGGUCGAGGUGUCGGAAGGGAGGAGCGCGAAUAUGACCCGAUUGAGCCCGGGUACUCAGUACACGGUGUGGGUACAGGCGCGGUCGGCGCACAGCCCGGUCGCCGCUGACUCGGCCCCCAUACGACUGCGCACCGCGCCGUGGCCCGCCCCGUUAGCGCUCAUAAACGCCACCGCCUAUGCCUUGCGCGUGCUCUGGCCGCCUCCCACGAGCUACCAACUUCACCAAUACAACGUGGAAUACGCCGAGUCUUCGCUUUCAAAGGAUUUGUGGAAGACGUGCGUGCAGAGUGAGCGCGACGAGUGGACGGCCAGCGGGCUGCGGCCGCGAACUCGCUAUCGCUUCCGCUUACGCCUGCAGUACGUCGCACACACACCACCCUAUCACUGGCCCCAUGACGAACGCUUCACUUACGAGACACUGGGUGACGUCCCGGGUCCGCCCGGACCGCUGUCAGUAGAAGCAGUGGGAGACAGAGUGCUUCGUGCAUGGUGGUCGGAACCCGAUCCAAAAGGCUCUCCAGUAACUGCCUAUCGCGUUUGGGGACGGCCGCAAAAUCGUGCUAGCAACACCGAAGAAAAUGAUGUCAAAAACUUAAGUGAACUGGUACCCCCAAAUUAUCUAAAUGACGUUGAUGACGAAAUGAAAAUGCACAUAUUACGCGAAGGACUUCAAUUGCUUCAUAACGGAACUGAGUCGUACUGGCUCAUAGGCGCGGGCGAGGUGUCGGACGGGUACGUGGCGCGUGUGCAAGCGCGCAACGAGUACGGGUGGGGCGCGUUGUCUGUGGGCGCGGAGAUAACGGGCGCGCCGCUCGCGCCGCCACUGCGGCUCCACCCCGCCGCGAUCGCCGCCGCCGCGGCCGCGCUCGCCGCCAUAGCGCUCGCGACGUUCGCCACGCUCCUUUGCACGUACAAGAAUCGUAACAAGAAAAAAGCGGCUAUGGAAUCACAAAUCACCACUGCAAUGCCCAGACGAGGACCCGAUGUGGAAUUGGCGACGCUACGGCAGCUGCCAAUACGACAUUCCACCAACAUUUUAUACAACCAGGGCGUGCUGAGCCCCACCGAGGCGGAGCUGUCCGCGCUGCCGCACGUGCGUCGCGAACACAUAACCCUGAACAAGUUUCUGGGCUCGGGUGCGUUCGGCGAGGUGUUCGAGGGGGUCGCCAGACAGCUGGCUGACAGCCCUGCCGAAACAAAGGUCGCGGUUAAGACCCUCAGAAAAGGAGCGACGGAGCAGGAAAAGUGCGAGUUCUUGAAGGAAGCCGCUCUAAUGUCCAACUUCAAGCACGAACACAUUCUACGGUUGCUGGGCGUGUGCCUUGACAACGAUCCCAACUACAUCAUCAUGGAGCUCAUGGAGGGUGGGGACCUGCUCAGCUACCUCAGGGCUAAGCGCUCCUCACUUUACACGCCGGAAUCGCUGACGCUCCUGGAUCUGUUGAACAUGUGCGUUGACGUAACGAAAGGUUGCCGCUACUUGGAAGAGAUGCACUUCGUCCAUCGGGACCUUGCCGCUAGGAACUGCCUCGUAGCACACAGAUCUGGGGGAAGGGUAGUCAAGAUCGGCGACUUUGGUCUUGCCAGAGACAUUUACAAGAAUGACUAUUACAGGAAAGAAGGAGAAGGAUUAUUGCCUGUACGAUGGAUGGCCGUGGAAUGCUUAGUGGAUGGAGUUUUCUCAUGUCAAUCCGACGUUUGGGCCUGGGGCGUGCUAUGUUGGGAGGUGCUGUCGCUGGGACAACAGCCGUAUCCCGCGCGCACCAACCGGCAAGUGCUGGAUUACGUCAGAACCGGAGGCACACCCGACCGGCCGCCCAACUGUCCAGCAAUGUUGUACGAGCUACUGCAAAAGUGCUGGAGUUAUAGCGCCGAGGCAAGGCCUUCGUUCCGGCAUUGUCUGGAGGUGGUGACGUCACUGCGCGACGCGACCGCCCCGCACGCCCCGUUGGCCGCGCAGCCAACGCCCGGACACCACUACCUUACACUACUGGCGGACGAUGCAGUCGACAACCGCACCUACCUGCUGGACGAGAAUGAAAACGCCUGCAUAGACGAAGACUUUCCGGAGCAGCAGAUGGAGCCGUCGAGGCUUCUGCCGCAGCCGAAGUACCUCGAGCUGAUGUACGACAGCGACUCGGGGGCGGACACGCUGUGCGACGGGUACGAGAUACCGCGGACGCCGAUCUCGUACAUACCGUUCUCGCGCCACAGCAUAGUGGGCGUCGCGCCGAACAGACUGAUCAAGCCGCCGCUAUACCGCACGCACUCGCUGCGCGCGCGUCCGAUGCGCACGCACUCGCUGCGUGCACACGCACGCCCCCCAAACGCCACUAUAGUCCCUCUAAGGAACGGAAUCGUCAAACGGGCCUCGCUAUGCGAAGCCCGGGAGCCCCGGCCCUCCUCAAGUGGUCAAUUCGACAAGCAUAUCUUUAAGACACCGUUC
Messenger RNA from Iphiclides podalirius (scarce swallowtail), 7578 nucleotides. NCBI's taxonomy places the organism in Eukaryota, Metazoa, Arthropoda, Insecta, Lepidoptera, Papilionidae. The record is from the annotation of a GenBank genome assembly.